Aspergillus heteromorphus CBS 117.55 is the source of this 1594-nucleotide messenger RNA. RefSeq names its product aldehyde dehydrogenase ALDH. Gene Ontology annotation, molecular function: oxidoreductase activity, acting on the aldehyde or oxo group of donors, NAD or NADP as acceptor. NCBI's taxonomy places the organism in Eukaryota, Fungi, Ascomycota, Eurotiomycetes, Eurotiales, Aspergillaceae. The coding region runs from base 17 to 1534 and encodes 505 amino acids. The transcript is spliced from 3 exons. The record is from RefSeq and is a predicted model, not a curated record.
CGGGAAACUAAGCACCAUGGCAGACGCUCUCUUCAUCGACAUCACCACCCCCAAUGGCCGGCGGUAUCAGCAGCCGACCGGUCUUUUCAUCAACAACAAGUUCCGUCCGUCGUCAGGCGGACAGACAAUCACUUCGCUUGAUCCUGCCACCGACGAGCCCAUCGCCACCGUCCACGCCGCUACAGCCGAAGACGUCGACGCUGCCGUGCAAGCCGCAAAGGCGGCCCUCUCACACCCGUCAUGGAAACUGCUUCCCGGUACAGAACGAGGCCAGAUGAUGGGCCGGCUAGCCGAUCUGAUGGAGCAGAACAGGGAGCUAUUCGCGUCAAUCGACGCGUGGGAUAACGGAAAGCCUUACCACGUGGCCUACGAGGAAGACCUCACGGAAGCCAUCACCACCAUCCGCUACUACAGCGGCUGGGCAGACAAGUCCUUCGGACAGACCAUCAGCACUACGCCCCAGAAAUUCGCGUAUACACUCCGCCAGCCCAUCGGAGUCGUCGGACAGAUCAUCCCCUGGAAUUACCCGCUUUCCAUGGCGACGUGGAAGCUUGGGCCUGCGCUUGCCUGCGGAAACACAGUCGUUAUCAAGGCUGCGGAGCAAACGCCACUAAGUAUCCUUGUUCUCGCGACGCUGAUCAAGGAAGCCGGGUUCCCGGCGGGAGUAGUGAAUAUCAUCAAUGGGUAUGGAAGGGAAGCUGGCGCUGCGUUGGUGCAGCACCCGCUGGUCGAUAAGGUUGCGUUCACCGGAUCCACCGCCACCGCCAGGGAGAUCAUGAAAAUGGCGGCUGGGACGUUGAAGAAUAUCACCCUCGAGACGGGCGGUAAAUCACCCCUGAUCAUUUUCCCGGACGCGGACCUGGAGCAAGCGGUCAAAUGGUCUCAUUUCGGAAUCAUGUCGAACCAGGGGCAAAUCUGCACCGCGACGUCCCGGAUCUUCGUGCACCGGAGCAUCCUCGACUCUUUCCUCGCCAAAUUCAAAGAAACCAUCGAAACGACCUCCAAGAUCGGCGACCAAUGGGACUCAACCACCUUCCAGGGCCCACAGGUCACCCGGACCCAAUACGAGCGAGUCCUCGAAUACAUCGACAUCGCGAAGAAAGAGGGUGCGACAGUCCUCACCGGCGGAAAGUCCCACACGCCCACCGACCCCAAAAACGCAAAGGGGUACUUCAUCGAGCCCACCGUCUUCACAAACGUCACGGACAACAUGCGCAUUUGCCAGGAAGAAGUCUUCGGGCCCGUGGUCGUCAUCCUCCCCUUCGACUCGGAAGACGAGUCCGUCCGUCGCGCGAAUGAUUCCACCUAUGGCCUUGGCGCGGCGGUCUUCACGAAGGAUCUGGAGCGCGCGCAUCGCGUCGCCGCGGAUAUUGAGGCCGGCAUGGUCUGGAUCAAUAGUAGUCAAGACUGUGAUCCACGGAUUCCUUUUGGGGGCGUGAAGCAGAGUGGUAUUGGGAGGGAGCUGGGGGAGGCGGGGCUGGAGGCGUAUUCGUCGCUGAAGGCGGUGCAUGUUAAUUUGGGGAGUAGGCUUUAGGCUUUAUCAUUUACUAUCUGGACUGUUGCUUGGUAUAUUGUCUGUGGGUGGGUAUUUGGG